GAGCGCACUGGAGGGAGGAGACGCAGGAGCCAUUGGCGUUUAGGUAGAAGACAUAAAUAGAGAAGGGGAAACGCCAACAAUCGAUAGCUCAUGGAAACCUAGUCCUGUUUUCUUUCUUUCUGGAGUUUAUGUUCAGUACAAUAUUACUGCGCUUACAGUGUAACAUUAUAGUCUAUUAAUAAUAUUCUAGAGAACUUUACCUCAAGGUCCAAGCACUGGAAUGAACUGGCCGCUCGGACUCGAAUUUUUCGGCGAGAUUGUGAAUGAAACUUCGACUGAUGGCUGAAUGAAAAGGAAAGCUGAUGAAUAUGAAGAAAACGGACUCGGUGUUGAUUCGGACAGCAGUGUGGAUUAAAGAGCGCCACUGAGCGCUGGGACAGAGCUGCACCAGGCUGGACACUGAUAAGCCACAGGCAUGACAGCGGCCUCUUGGGAAGUGGAUUCAGCUCAGUCCAAUCAUUCUCUGUUCAACCUGAGCAGUAGCUUCAGCAGCACGGACACCUUCCUGUGGGUGCUUCCCUACCAGAACAGCACAGAGAUGACAUGGAGCCCCACCUCGCAGCCAGGUGCAGCCAGGGUACGAGACCCUGCUCUGGCACAGGCUGAGAUCGGAGUGCUUAGCCUGGUGCUGGCACUUACCACUCUGGGCAACAGCUUUGUACUGUGGGUGCUGCUGCGCAGGAGAAAACACCAUGCACCCAUGCACCUCUUCAUGAUCAACCUGUGUGUGGCUGACCUCGUUGUGGCCUUUUUCCAGGUGCUGCCGCAGCUGCUUUGGGAUAUCACAGAGCGCUUCCAGGGCCCAGACGCUCUGUGCCGCUUUGUCAAGUACUUGCAGAUUGUAGGCAUGUUUGCUUCCUCGUACAUGAUUGUGGCCAUGACAAUGGACCGCCACUAUGCCAUCUGCUGCCCUCUGCAAGCGUACCGUGGAGGCAAACCUUCACGCUGGAACACGCCCAUCAUGGUGGCCUGGGGCCUGGCCCUGACACUCAGUUUACCACAGGUCUUCAUCUUCUCACGGACUGAAGUGGUACCAGGGGAGUUUGAGUGCUGGGGCCACUUUAUUGAGCCAUGGGGCCUUAAAGCCUAUGUCACCUGGAUGACAAUAGCUGUGUUCAUUCUACCAGCCCUCAUCAUCACAGUGUGUCAGGUGCGUAUCUUCAGAGAGAUACACGACAAUAUCUACCUGAAGUCAGAGAGAAUGGUGACAGCGGAGUUCAAGAGGAACUCUGUGGUCUUUCAUUUCCCUCAGAAAGAAGGACAUCACGGGAGGUCUGGUAGAGACAGAGACUCACAAGGCGGCCCUAAUCAUCAGACCGAUUUCCAUGGAUGUCAUUGUAGUAACUCCGCCCCUACAGACCUUCAGAAUUCGUAUGACGAUCUUUCCAGUCCUGAGCCAUUUGGAAACUCCACAUAUAACCCCUGUAAUUCCUGUGACCCCUGCUCUGUGCCCCUGCCGUCCACGCAAAUCUCCACUUCAACCGGCCCUCCCUUAGAGAAAUUCUCUCCUGAUCCAUCUGAUCCGUCUUACGCACAUGCCCUGACAGCCAAUAGUGUAUGCGCUCAGUCCAGAGCCUCAUCCUUACUGGCUGGCCAACUUUCAGGAACUCCUGAACUCUGGCCAGAUGUGUUACCAGAUCAUCCCCCACCACCUCCCCCUGGCAUUUCUAAGGCCAUGUCAAAGACAGUGAGGAUGACUUUGGUCAUAGUGUUGGUCUACACCAUCUGCUGGUCUCCUUUCUUCAUCGUCCAGCUGUGGGCAGCCUGGGACCCGAACCCUCCAGACCAAGGAGUAGCAUUCACCAUCCUGAUGCUGCUGGCCAGCUUGAACUCUUGCACGAAUCCCUGGAUCUACACAGCUUUUUCCAGCAGUGUGUCACGCGAGCUGCUGGCUCUGCUGCGCUGCAACGUGCCCACCACACGCCGGGGCUCGCUGCCCGACGACUCCACCACAACACACACCUCAACAACCACCAAGGACAGUGUAUAUUGACUCGCACACGCAACCACACAUGGAUUUACUGCCAGAUUCAAAUCCAGCACUUGUACCAGUUGUCACACCCAUGGGCAGCAAGCAUCAUGAAGGAAGUUCAGUAAUUUAAAUGUAAGUGGUGGAACAGACUUUUGCAUAUGUAUGCAUGUGUGUGUGUGUGUGUGUGUGUGUGUGUGUGUGUGUGUGUGUGUGUGUGUGUGUGCGUUGGGAGACAUGUCAAAAAUAAGCUGUGAGAAUGUGAGACAUUGCCAGAUGUCUGAACAGGAAAACUACUCCAGACUGGUAGAGGACCAGAUGCCACUAUUUGGAACGGAACAGUGGUUGAGAAUAUUGUGGUGGACACUAGGCUCCUGCGACACUGCCAAACAGAUUAUUUCAGGUUACCAAAUUUGAAUGAUGUCAGUAUUACUAUAAAAGAAAUGCUGGAAAGUGCUUUGUCAUUUCUGCAGUGAGAGAUGAAGACCUGAUAAGACCUGAUAAUAAUGGACUUGAGUUGAAACGUUUAUCUGGACUUCCAGGGCACUUUCCUUUAGAGCUAGCGGAGUAUACCUGUUACUUGUUUCCUUGCUGGGAAAAUUACCGACAGCAACGUUUUCCAUCUUGUGACCAUGACCGCAACCCCCGCGUCACUCUCGUCCUCUUUCCUGUUCUCGACUUUUUUGGGUAGUUGAAGAGGUGGGUUCAGCGUGUUAUGUAAAUACUGCUGACUAUUGUUUAUCUUUCCUUUGACGCUGCAAUGUUCGCAGCAGGGAGUGAAAUGAACAGCAGAACCCUUUGGAAGGUAAAAAGGAACAGAAAUAGGCAGAAAGCUCAGCUGCCCGGCCGCCUCAGACAGGAAGAGUGAGUGUCUUUACAAUGCUGGAAUUAAGAGGAGUUGGCAGCAGGCAUGAGACAAAUGCAAGUGCUCCGAUACAACAGCGCAAUGAAGUGCAGCACAUGGAGGAGCUUAUUACAGCUGCUGUACAUACAGAGACGGUCUCAUAUGUGCUCUCUAUGACUGAUUCCCAUUCCUCAAGCAUGAAUAAUGAGCCUACCCCAGCCGAGAGUGCUGACAGCCUGCCGUCAGGGCGUUCUGAUGAUUAGAGCACAAUGCAGGAGUAUGGCUCAGCAGCAGCAAAUGCACUGCAGCCUGAUAUUGAAAAGGGAAGUAGGUUUGUUUCGUGGUACAGUCACCCGAACUGGGUUUUCUCAUAAUGUCUCACAAGUGCCCUGAAGCUGCAACCCAUGAAAAGGGAACGCAAUGGCAGCACAGUGGUUGAUAUUAAUGAUGUCAGAGGCAUGCGCAUAAAUCAGCAGGACUGAAUCGAGGACCGCCAGGCCACCUGAGUCUCAGGUUAAGAAUGGCCAGAGGAUAGGUUUGAAGUAGCAGGGAGAGCUUUUCUAGGCUACCCAUAUGUGAGGAUAAUGGUGAUGAUUUUGCUGUCGGUACUCAUCGAGGAAAGAAGCAAAUGAGAAUUCUCUACUAGUUCCUAAGGAAACCAGCCCAGUGGUACUGCAGGAAUCGUAAAGCCAGAGUUACUUUAAAAUCUGAGAAUGCAGUUAGGGAAUAUACCAGGAAAAAGCACUUAUUAGUAGUAUGGAAGUGAGCUCUACUGCUUUAGACAUGCGUACAUAGCAUCAAUGGCAUGGUGCUCAAAAAAUAAACACACAGCAGGGUUCCUCUAUUUACAUUCACCUGUCAAGGCCACGAUGAAGCCAAAGCAUUGUGUGACUGUACAGAGGUGCAACACAAUGUAGACCGUGUUUAUGUAAAAGGCGUGUGCAGCCUCCAAGUUCUCAAACUGGUGGGGCCAGUAUAGUGUACUAGGUUCUAUUUUACAACAUUUUGCGUAGGACUUAAAUACAAUACAACACUCUGGAAAUAAAUGAAAACCCACCCAGUUGUACACUUUUAACUGUUGCCUUUCUCAAUGAUGAAUGCUAUGUAAACUUUUGGAAUUUGUCCUAGCCUUUGGUACGCUGGUGUAUAAUAUAAAUUCUCUGUACCUGUUCUGUUAUAAAGCAGAGUAAAGAGCGGAAAUGAAUAUCUUUUAGCUCUACCUCCAGCUGGUUUCUGCUCUCGCAAACACCUUUCAUGGUUGGAAUUAGGGGACCAUUUCUAUCCUGUUCAGAUGUUCUAGAAUAACUUAUUUGUAUAAAAGAUGUUCUAAUAUGUCAAAGGAGUGAAAAUAUGCAUAGGUUAAUAUAUCGUACUGACAAAAAACUUACCUCUGGAAGUGCCCAUAUUAUAUGUUUUGUUUUGUUUUGUUUUUCCCUCAAACUGUGGGGAUUAUGUGGAUUAUUGUCGCUAUAUGAAAUGAAAGGUAAAAAAAAAAACAAGACUUUUAUAGAAUGGAUAGUUAUAGUGACUUACAUUUUUAUGUUAAUCAUAGCAAGUCUAUCACCUCGAGCAGCUGUCUAUAUUUUUGUCAGUUUCCUAAACUACUCGAUGUGAGAAAUUAACAUCUGCGUAAAAAGCUUUUGUGUCUGUAUUUUGAACAUCUAUACAGUAUUUAAAAUAUAAUCAGAAACGUGUUUUUCUUUGUUUUGUUUUGUUUUGUUUUUCCACAGAAAGAAAAUUUAUUUAAAGUACAUACCUGAUGUAUGG
Molecule: messenger RNA, 4580 nt
Organism: Hemibagrus wyckioides
Lineage: Eukaryota; Metazoa; Chordata; Actinopteri; Siluriformes; Bagridae
Gene: avpr2ab
Product: arginine vasopressin receptor 2a, duplicate b
Exons: 6
Coding region: 416-1993 (525 amino acids)
Biological process (GO): G protein-coupled receptor signaling pathway; positive regulation of vasoconstriction; regulation of systemic arterial blood pressure by vasopressin
Cellular component (GO): membrane
Molecular function (GO): vasopressin receptor activity; peptide binding
Source: RefSeq, a predicted model, not a curated record